This is a messenger RNA of Aspergillus uvarum CBS 121591, 1367 nucleotides long. Its product is annotated as RNA-binding protein. The coding region runs from base 232 to 1260 and encodes 342 amino acids. Lineage: Eukaryota; Fungi; Ascomycota; Eurotiomycetes; Eurotiales; Aspergillaceae. The record is from RefSeq and is a predicted model, not a curated record. Gene Ontology annotation, molecular function: RNA binding. The transcript has 5 exons.
UGACGCAGGCUUCAGCAGCAGAGCGUUUCUGUGUUGUUUUUCCGUCGCUUGCCUUUUGUUCCUCGGAGAUUUUGAUUGUCUGAGAAGAUCGGGGAUAUCGAGUGUUUCGUCUUUCUGUCCGACAUUCAUUUUAUCUGCGUGGAGUAUUCGCCGGAAACAAAGGCUACCGACUCUCAUACCCUGUCACUACCGAUCCUGACUUUGUUCGAGUCUCCGAAAAUUUCUGUCACAAUGGCCGACGCUCCUGAAAGCCCCGUCCCCCAGCAACAAACCCCCCAGAAGAACUUCUAUCAGAAUGGAGUCAGAACCACCGGCCGUGCUUUCCACUCCCCCAACUGGCGCUUGAAGGGCGAAGAGAGCCCGAGUGCGCAGAGCGCCGGCUCCCCGGGCCCCAAGACCAGCACCUCGAGACUUGCUUUCAGCAGACCCAGCGCACACGUGCCGCAGGCUAUCUCUGAGGGCCGCCGUCUUUACGUGGGUAACAUGCCCUACACGGCCAAGUCGGAGGAUGUGCAAGCACUCUUUACCGCUGCCGAGUUCCAAAUCGAGCGGAUCGAUAUCGCCAUUGACCCCUUCACGGGCCGCAACCCCUCAUACUGCUUUGUUGACCUCGAGACGAAGGAGCUGGCCGAGAGGGCCAUGGUUGAGUUGGAUGGCCGGGACAUGCUUGGCCGUCCAGUCAAGAUCAAGCCGGGUGUUGUGAAGUCCGCCAGUGAGCGGUCCCAGCAGCAGCAGCAGCAGCAGCAGCAGCAACAGCAACAGCAACAGCAACCACGCGUGGAUGGCUCCCCCCGUGAGGUGAGAAGCUCGCCUUUCAGCGCUGACCGGUGGCGCCGUGGCAAUGAUGAAACUCCCUCUUCCCCCGCCAGAGCCGUCAACAACGAUGCCAGCCGCCGUCUCUACGUUGGCGGUCUUCCCAAGUUGACCGAUCAGGACGCUCUCAACAUCAACAUCCGCAACUUCUUCAAGGGAUACAAUGUUGAGAACGUCAGCAAGCAGUUCGCACCUCACCCCGCUAAGCGGUUCGAGCCCGGUGACCACUACUACCUCUUUGUCGAUUUCGACAGCGUCGAGGAGGCCGAGAACGCCAUGGGCGCUCUGCACCGCCAGGAGGGUCCCUGGGGCUCCAUGCUGCGGGUCCAGAGAGCUCGCGGAGAGACCAACACCCAGGAGAGACGUCCCAAGUGGCCGUCUAGCCGGGACGAUGUAGCAGCCCUUGACGACGCCAAUGCUGUUGCUGAGGUUGCGGUCGGCGUAUAGCUGGGAAAGCUAUACGGCUGAUCCGGUCAACCCUUCUCACGACACGAAAAAAAAGUUCCUGCAUACCCUCUCAAAGCCAAAAGUACAUGCUUGACGUUUGUUACGAC